AUGAGAAAACAUCACCCGAGACCUGAGGGCCUCGUGCUACGACCGCCCAAGGAUCGUCGCGAAAACAAGCACCAAAACAAAGGAUAUGCUGUUCAUCAAUCUGAGUUUGCCGUGGUUGAUGCCAGGUUUGGGUCCUACAUACGCAGACUGUCCAACGCCGGGCAAUCGGAGUCGGCGACAAGGAUGUUUGAUCAAAAGGGCGGCAUUGAUACGCCAUGCAGCGAGUCAGCAAUUGCCGAUUUCGGGAGUUCUCAGAGCAGGCCGGGACUUGACAGAAGGCCGGGUAUUGUGCUGGGGCAGCCCUGGUAG
Messenger RNA from Purpureocillium lilacinum, 309 nucleotides. Lineage: Eukaryota; Fungi; Ascomycota; Sordariomycetes; Hypocreales; Ophiocordycipitaceae. The record is from RefSeq and is a predicted model, not a curated record.